Penicillium manginii is the source of this 612-nucleotide messenger RNA. RefSeq lists its product as uncharacterized. The record is from RefSeq and is a predicted model, not a curated record. The transcript has a single exon. The coding region runs from base 1 to 612 and encodes 203 amino acids. Lineage: Eukaryota; Fungi; Ascomycota; Eurotiomycetes; Eurotiales; Aspergillaceae.
AUGAUUGGCUGGAUCGAGUCCUGCUCUGUUCUGAUCUCUCGGCACCUCACACUUCCUGCUCUCAUCCACAGGCAUCGUAUUUGGGGCCCCUGGUCCCGGAUGAAUGUUUUCAUAUACUCUGCCUACACUCUGGUCAAUAUCACUCUGGUUUUCUUCCAUACACACUCCGUCGCCCAAGCUGGCCGCCGAGCUGGAGAGCUGGCUCUUAUCAACCUUAUUUUUCCCCUCUCGGCCACUCACCUCGGUUACCUUGCUGACCUUCUGGGUAUCACCUGGCGUACUUGCUGCAAGAUUCAUCAGGUAACAGGUUGGAUGUCUGUCGCUCUGCUGUGUUUUCACGUGGUUGCAGAAUGCCAGAGCCGGGGAUUCAGUUUUCCUCUUGGGGCAUUACGUAACAUAUCUACCCUAAUUGUAAGUUUCCUGGCCGGCGACGACUCUCACCUCCCCGUGGUGCCGGCUGGGAACCUGCGAAUGCCUUGCCCGAUGGCAUUAGCAGAGCUGAGAAGAGUCACACCAGCCAGCACUGUCCGCUGGCUAGGGCUGCUGCUAGAGCGAGAGCUCAGGGGUCAGGGGGUCCUGACCCCACGCACAGGCGACAAGGGAACAAUUUGA